Cladophialophora yegresii CBS 114405 is the source of this 498-nucleotide messenger RNA. RefSeq lists its product as uncharacterized. Gene Ontology annotation, cellular component: TRAPP complex. The record is from RefSeq and is a predicted model, not a curated record. The transcript is spliced from 4 exons. Lineage: Eukaryota; Fungi; Ascomycota; Eurotiomycetes; Chaetothyriales; Herpotrichiellaceae. The coding region runs from base 1 to 498 and encodes 165 amino acids. Gene Ontology annotation, biological process: endoplasmic reticulum to Golgi vesicle-mediated transport.
AUGGUGGUCUAUUCUUUCUACAUAUUCGACAGACAUGCCGAGUGCAUCUAUAGGAGACGAUGGCUGCCUCCGUCCAUCUCCACUACCGGCAAAACCUCAAGACCGUCUUCACAGGCAUAUGUCAACGGCGCUUCUCAACCACGUGCUGCGCUGAGCGCGGAUGAUGAUGCAAAACUCAUCUUUGGCACCGUAUUCUCGUUGCGGAACAUGGUGCGGAAGCUGGGAGGUGAAGAUGAUAGCUUUCUCUCCUAUCGAACGUCUCAAUACAAACUUCACUACUACGAGACACCUACCAAUACCAAGUUCGUCAUGCUCACGGACACCAAGUCGGGAUCCAUGCGGAUAGCGUUGCAGCAAAUCUACGUCAAUUGCUAUGUCGAAUAUGUGGUCAAGAAUCCGUUGUCGCCUGUGGAACAUCCAGGUGGUGUCGGCGUGAAUAACGAGCUGUUCGAAGCCAGUCUGGAACAAUUCGUGGAUCGAGUGCUCAACGCCUCCUGA